Alligator mississippiensis (American alligator) is the source of this 11233-nucleotide messenger RNA. It is a transcript of the gene PAG1, whose product is annotated as phosphoprotein membrane anchor with glycosphingolipid microdomains 1. Lineage: Eukaryota; Metazoa; Chordata; Crocodylia; Alligatoridae. The record is from RefSeq and is a predicted model, not a curated record. The transcript has 10 exons. Gene Ontology annotation, biological process: negative regulation of T cell activation; intracellular signal transduction. Gene Ontology annotation, cellular component: plasma membrane; membrane raft. Bases 481 to 1764 code for a protein of 427 amino acids.
CGGGCUGCGGGCGGGGCGGGGCGGGUCCUGCGCCACCGCCCGGGGCCGGCCGCGCUCCGCCGCCUGCUGAGCUGCGGGUGCCGCAGCCCCGUGCCGCCGCCCCCCGCCGCCGCCGCGGAGCAGCCCAGCCCAGCCCAGCCCGGAUCAGCAGCCGCGGCGCGGGGGGCGCCCAGGAUUCCCGUUUGUCUCGCAGCGGCAUCUGUUCUUUAGCCCUGGAAGCCCUUUGAAAGGGAGCGCUGCUCUGUCUCCCCAAGCCAUGCAACAAGCGGCUAGGAGAAGACAUCCAUCAAUAGUAUAGAUCCCUUCAGCAUCAGAGCCUACAGAUACUGCAAGCGGACAAGCUUUACUUUGGAAAAGACCUUGCAUGACAAGCUGGGUGGACACUGCUGCCAGGAAGAGAAAGUGCUUUCACCACAGGUGCCAGCAUUCUCUGAAGAUUAAUUCCCUCAUCCUUAAGUGAUACCAGCUCUUCUUAAUACCAUGGGACCUAGCAGCAGUUUUCUAAGCAGUGGACAGGUUCAUAUCAUCCUAUGGGGAGGUUUGGCAGCUGUGACGAUGCUCUUGUUCCUUACUUUCCUCAUCUUUCUUUGCUUCAGCUGUGACAGGGAAAAGAAGCCUAAACAUCAGAAUGGGGAUCAUGAAAAUCUGAUGAAUGUGCCUUCAGACAAGGAGGUGUUCAGUCAUUCUAUCACUAGUUCAGCCACAGAUCCACCUGCCAGCAGUGAGCAGAAUGGGGGACUCAGUAAUGGAGAUGUUCUCUCAGAAGACAGUACAACUGCGUGCAUCCAGCCUUAUGAAGAAGUGCAAACUUCAGUUUCAGAUCUAUUAGACCAGCAGGACAGUCUUGGAAAGUCCAUAAAAUGUCACCAGAGCAGGGAGCUACCUAGCAUCCCUCCCGACAGCACCAUGGAAACCAUCCUGUCCGCAAGAAAUGUAGAAAAUGAUCCAGGUCUUGGAAUGGAAGGGCCCUAUGAGGUCUUGAAAGACAGCUCCUCCCAAGAAAAUAUAGUUGAAGACUGCUUGUAUGAAACUGUGAAGGAAAUUAAGGAGGUGGGAGGAACAACGAAUGUGGAAAGAAGCUGCAGCAGCAAAUUGAAGGCUACAAACACAGUUACUGAAAGGCAGGACCAGGGUCCUGGGUGUAGGGUUGAAUCAGCAGAAUAUGCCUCUGUUGACCGAAAUAAAAAGAGCCGACAGAGUGCUAGUUCAGAUAGCCCACUUGGCAACACCCCAGACAUGGAAGAUGAAGCUCCUCCACCUGUACCUGUGAAACUUCUUGAUGAAAAUGAGAAUGUACAGGACAAAGGAGCAGAGGAGGAGGAAGUGGCAGAGGAAGCUGGUGAACCUGAGAAGAGGCUUAGUUCAUUGUCUUACAAAUCUCGAGAGGAAGACCCAUCUCUUACAGAAGAUGAAAUUUCGGCGAUGUACUCUUCUGUGAACAAGCCAGGACAGUCCAUGAGGGUACUGGAUUCCACUUACACUAGUAUUCAAGAAGUUGCACCUCCAAGGUCACCAUCUAUCUCCAGUGGACUCUAUGCUAGUGUAAAAGACUUUGAAAAUACCCUAAAUAUUACCACUGUGCCUCACUCAGCGGACCAACCAAAUGGGGAGCCAGAGCCUGACUAUGAAGCUAUCCACUCAAUCAGCCAGGAGGAAGAUAGGACCCUAUCAGUGCCUACCACCAGCCAAACUGCUCUCUCAAGAGAGAGCGACUAUGAGAGUAUAGGAGACUUGCAGCAAAACAGAGAUAUGGCUAGACUUUAGGUCCCUUGCAGCAAGAUUAUAUGACAUUUAUCUUAUCAACAGGAGUAUUCAAAAGAAUAUGUGAAAAAAGAAAAGGAAUAUUUCUCUUUAUGAAGAAUAAAGUCAAGGUAUUAGUGCAGAACAAAGGUUAAAGAAGCAAUGGAUGUUUCAUCUGGGAUGCAAUAUCUAUUCACUUGUUCUUUGUGGUGGAUUGAAGCUUGCUAGAAAGAUUACAUCAAUUCAGAAUUGAGAUCAAAAGGACUUAGGCUUCUUUAUUGUUAGUUUCAGGACAGCCAGUAUUUCGGAAAGAGUGCCACAUUUGUCACUGUCAAUGGAUCACUUGCCAAAAACACUGCCAUUAAACAAAGCCAAGGUUUCAUUUUUAAAUAUUUGUGUUAUUUGCUUCAAAAUAUUUCUCAAGGAUCAUUUUACUUAAGGUUCAGCCUUCCCUUUUAUGAGCAAAUCAGAGUUAAUCUUAGCUCCAUGCUUCAACCUGGUCGUUCUUUAUGAGGGCAAGAGAAAAUUUUUAAUCUUUGUAUCAUCUGAGGAGCUCUAUAUUUCAGCAGAUUAGAACUGUGAGCACUUGCAUUCAAAUGUGAUCUGAGGUGAAGACAGAAUAUUCUGUUCUGUUUUCAGUACUGCUGUGGUGUGAACAAAGGUACUUCAGUUCACAAGUGACCUAUUUCAAAAGUACUUGAAUUCAUUUUGUAGACUCCUCUUUCUUUUUCAAGUCAAGUGUUUUAGAACUUGACUGUCAGUAUUUAAAAUAUGGACUGGUGUUUGUAGACUUGUUUUUUUUAAUUAUCUUUAGGCAUAUUGCUUUAAAAUGGUAGCCUUAACAUUUUUAAUACAUAGGCUGUCACAUUUGGACAGUUGUCUCAUUGCAUCUGAAGGAAAGGCUGUGCAAAAGAGUGUUCUGAUUCACGUGUCCACUCUGCAUUUACAGUGAAGAAAUCUGAUUUUUUUCUUUGAAUAAUCUGCUUUCCCAUGUUGUUCAUUUCAAAUUUAGCUAGAUCAAAAUGUAAAAAUGUAUUUUUCCUUGUAAGACUUUAUUGGGUCGAUGUAGUGCGGCAGGGUAAUAUUUUCCGUUUGAUGCACAGUUUCUAAUGCAUUUUCCAUGGUCAAGAUUAUUGUAUAUUAACUUGCUAUUUUAUGCAACAAAAGAAAUUAACCUAUCUUUAAAAAAAAACAACAAAACUAUAUGUUAGUUCUAGUAGAAGCACAGGAAUGAAUACUUCAUUAGUUUUUAUCUCAAGUCUUAGCAGGUACAUUGAGCAUACCUUGCCUCUCUUUAAAAUCAAGAUCAUUCAGUUUGCAUGAAGACCACUUUGUCAAAGGACAAAGAGAAUACAAAAAUAGUCUAUGGUUGUCGUCAUUCUUUUGAAAACCAAAGGUGGGAAUAAAAUAGCAAGGAAGGCAAAUCACUUGGGAUAUGAUAACAACUGACCGUUUUGACAAGCAGUUUGAAAAUCAUCACUCCAAAGAAGUCACGAGUAUUUUGUUAUUAAUAAAAACAAGGGAUACUGCUUAGAGAGAUUAAAUGGGCUGGUAUUGGGCUGGUUCUUUUCUUUUGCUUCAGUACAGCAUGAUAACCACUUCAAGAGCACAGAAAGAUACAAUGUAUUUAGAAUGUGUGGGUGUGCAAGUGCAUGCAUGUUCACAAUGCAUGCAAUAUGUAACUCAUUUAUGCACCUAUUUAUGUAUACUGCGUGCAUGUGUGCGUGUGUGGAUAAAAGUAUACAUUAAGAAGUUGGAUAACUUGGCACCAAAUAUAAAUCUCCUCCCCAAAUCCCAUGAUAUUGUUUGAGGCUUUCUCUUAUUCAUUUAGGAUAUAAUAUAUAAAAGCAGGAAUGUUUGGAAAUAUUUUUUUUUCGUUUUUUACUUUAAAAAGACUAAAAUGCAUAUGCAAAGAUUAGCCCAUUUAGUUGCACACUAACCUGCUUCCACUGGUGCUAUGUAAUAAUACCAAUUUGUUAAAGGGAUAUAUCAAAUCCAUCUGCAUUUUCCCUUGCUCAUUGGCAUAGUAAAUGUUUAGUCCCACAUGUGCCUACAUAACACCCAUGAAAUUAUUUAAUAAACAACACAAUUACUCUACAAAUGAUUUUUAACUCUCAAAAGAAAACUAAAUUAGGUACAAUAUAAUCUCAUAAAUCCGGCAUCCUUGGGAACUAGCACCUGCCAGAAAUUUGAAAAGUCUGGAUUUUUGAAACAUAAGGAAAGUGCAUAGCCUUAGGACAAAUUUCUUUGCUAUUACACAAUACAUAGGACUGAGUAUUGUUUAAAGCAAUAGCUGUAGGCUGACAAAAUUAUGGCAGUCAGAGAAGCUCUGGACUUCCGGAGAAAUUUCUGGAUCAUUGGGAAGCUAUUUUUAAUGCAAUAAAGCAGUGUACUGUAUUUUUACAAAGUGCCAGAUUUUUGAGAAUUCUGGAAUUUUGAAGCCCAGAUUUAUGAGGUUAUACUGUGCUCACAUGGGACAUAUUAGUGACCUUGCAAAGCAGUGAUACUUUUCAAUACUUUUUCAAUUGGUUUUGCAGCAUUAGAGCAAUUAGAACUCUUGGGAUCCUUAUCUCACUCACCAGUCUCAGACACUCUCCUGCAAGUCCAGGGCCACUCAGUCUAGUCCAGGAGCAGACAGUACCUCACCCUACUUACAUCUCUUCCCACUUGAACCAGAUUCUCUUCCUCCAGUUCGUUGCUCCUGUCUCUUUCGCUGCAGUUGUACCUCAAAUCUAACUUCAGGAGAGCAACAAGAAAAAUCUUUCCUAAGGGAAUAAAACUCCAUCCUGUUCUCCCCCUCUCGCAUCAUGGCAGUGCAGGUCAAAAAUCAGAAGAUCUUAGGAGCCAGUGAUGGAGAGACAUACCAAGAUUGCUUCCAAAUUACAGGAUACCAAAAGAAGUUCAGACUCUGGGGGCACAUCCAGACAAGCGCACACAUGCACUUUGCAGCACCUCAAAACACAUGUGGCACACAUGAAAAGGUUCUCCAUGCUGCAAACCAAAAUUAGAUUCUGAUAUCUGAAAAAAAAAAAAGAAAUUAAAAAGCAGCAGGGUACAGCACGUGGUUGCAGCAUGUGCCACCCAAAACCAGAGCCUGGCCUGCCAGAGCCAUACACUGGCUGCUGGCCAGGCUCUGCACACCUAGAUCAUCACUGCUGCAGCCCUGGGAGGUCCUCAGGACCCCAGGUAAGGUUGCUGCAGCCAGCCCAGGUGCUGGCCCCAGCCUCCCCUACCCCACCCAGUGCAAUUUACACCCUCCCUCUCCAUGCAUGGAGAAGCAAUCCCCAAGGAAAAAUAGCAGCGGCACAACUAUGUGCCACUGCUAUUUGUCCUCAGGAAAAACGCACUUCAGCGCUUGUCUGGAUGCACCUGGAUGGCUAGUUGGGGCAUCUAUAGCAUCUUACAUCAGACUCCUUUAUAAGUCACCUUUAGGUCUCAUGAGGUCAUCAGCCAGAACAGUUUUCCCCGAUCAAACUUUCUUCAGAGGAAAGAUCUAAAUGCACUUUCAGUCUCCGGGUCCGAUUUACUCCUAAAGAAAAAUGCACUAGGAUCCUGUCACGGAUUCUGAAAUGGACAAUUUGAUCUGGAAACUUUGCAUCACUUCUGAAUAUUUCUUUCCAGAAGUAAGAUCUGGACUCUUAGAAAUGCUCUCCCAGCAUCUCAUACUGGGUGACAGGCCAGCCUGCAAAAUGUAGAAUUUGCUACCUGAUACAUUUUUUCUCUAGAGCACUGUCUAUGUUAAAAAAAAGCCAAACAACCCUUUGCUGGUAUAUCUGUGUGUGAAAAUAACACCUCUAAUUGCUAUAGCUUGAGAGUAAAAGUCCUAGUAUAGACAAAGUUAUACAUUCUAGGGGAAAAAAAUCUAUUUGUCAGGAGAGCUGUUUUCAUUCUAGGAUGUAGUAGAAGCUAUGCUCUUUCCAGUGUAGGCUGUGACAACUCUAGGAGGUUUCGCUAUUACAUCAAUAGUGGCACCUGCAUUCAAGUGUGGAAAAAGCCUAUGACUGUUCUCUGCUGCAGCUGCAGAGAUAAGUUCUUUGGCUAUCUGUACCAUGUUCUUAUCAAGGUCCAUGUGUCUAAUUAUCACAGCUAGAAAAGGCGUUAUUACUGAUCUAGUAAUAAGUAUUUAGUGUUUCCAUAGGCUUUGGAAGCAGUAAUUUAGCACAGAGGUAGAAAGGAUGUGACUAGCCCCUAAAGUCUCUGACUCUACAAUUUAAAGGGAAAGACGGACAUCCAUCAACUUGGAUUGUGGGAGUGGUUAGUCCAGAAUAGCUAUAUUCAUAUCACAGACUUUCUAUGAUCAGCUCAGGAAGGUAGCGGUCAUGACCAAGGUUUACAACAAAGGAUUAUUUUCCCCUUGGAACUCUCCUGUGAUCCAGCAAGCUUCCAGGAAAAUGGUGCUCUGGGAGUCUGAUGGGAAUGAAGUUGCUCAGACUCUUGCAUUAAUAUUACUUGUAAACUUAUUUUAUAUGUAGCAUAGGAUUAGGGAAGGAAAUUGCAGGAGUGGAGUAGCUGCUGGGAUUCAGGGAACAUUUCAUAACAGCAGCUUACUGUGGGGCAGCCUUCAUCUUCAGCGGUACCUAAUGGGUCGUGCCUUUAGGGAAUCCAUCUUCCAAAGAAUUUUCUGUGUCCUAUACUUUUCCAUGGUUCCCUGAGCAGUUUCUGUUGAUUGUCUUGAUCAAAAUUCUGUUUACAUGGUGUGCUCUGCUAAAUCUUUCAGUGGUGCUUUUCUAAGGUGCUGGAUAAAUGAUUUCAAUGUACUUUCUCUGCUCAGACAUGCAGCACUCCACUUAGCAGUUACUACUUUUUAGCAGUAGCAUUGUUACUCCAACCACAAAACACUGAUGAUACUCCACUUUUUCUUGUCCAUCCUACAUAGAAUCAAAGUAAGUCCUCAUAUCUAACCAUGCAGGUCUGGUCAACAUUUAAAAGAAGCCACUUGGAAGCAGGUUCCUUGGCUUGAAAGCAGUUGGGUGCAUAAAUCUGAUCUGUACAUUUGGAGACUUCACAGACUUCUCUCUCAUCCCUGAUUCUAUCUGUAGGUCAGUUUUGUAAUUUGAUUAAUGAACUAUGUAUCUGCAAUGUAAAUUGUUCUCUGAGCCAAAUGAUUGAUUCUUUCUUUGCCCUUCAAUAGGAAAAUUAACACACAAUUCAGAUUUGAAUGGAUUGCUCCAAUUAAAGCAUGCCUGAGUCUUCUGGACUUUACCAUACUGCUCAGCCCAAGAUGUAACCUGUUGCAAAAUACAAGAAUGCAGAAAGAAUGGCUCAGCAUCUCAGGCAAUGGUGUCUUAUUCUCCUAGAGACAUUGGAACGAAUCCUGUUCUGAGUAAAGGAAACAGCUGAUGUUGACUUAGACAGGCAUUGCCAAUUACAUACACUAGCACUAAAGCUGGCUCUUGGUUUCUACUUGUAGAAUGAGAUUGACUGAAGACAUUAUGAAGGGAGCUGCCAGUAUGUGGAAAAGCAUAAAGAUGUAUUAUAUUGCCAACUUUCCACUGUUCACAGAACAACAGCCCUGUUGCAUACUAUUAAAAAAAAAUGGUAGUGGCUAAAGAGAGAAGUAGGACAGUAAAGUUUCUGCAUUCCCUUCAUUGGAGAAGAGAGAACCUCAUCACAUACUUUGACUGGACGUGUGGAAGAUUCUUUGCUCAGAAUUGCCAUGUGCCUGCCCAAAACCAUUCAAUAGCUCAGUUGCCUCGGUGCUCAUUUUCCAGUCAUGCUAAACUUGCCAUAUGCAGUGGACAUUGCAGUUCUCUUGAGGAGAAGGACAAAGAUGCAGGAUGGUUUCUGAUGUAAGAUUUACCAAUGAUCGCUCUACAAAACAUAGCUGCACUUCUUGCCUAUUGUGAGUAGAGAGAUUUGUUAGGUGUGUUAGUCUGAUACCUAGUCUCUAAAAAGCCACUCUCCCCUGCCUUCAUGAACUACUUGGCCAGUAGCUGUUAUGCAUGCGGUGUCCAAGCCAGAGAAGAUUUAAGUCUCCUAUGUCUCUCAACUUGUUGGGCUGUAAAAAAAUCUUCUUUAAGCUCUGGAGAUGGCUAGUUAAAAAAUCUAAUGUUUUCCAAGAUAAAAUCCAUGACAAACAGGCUGACAAAGUGCCUACAAAUAAAGAUGUGAAAAGGUCAGUGUUUCUGUACAACAAUUCAUAGGUUGAUCUACAAUAUCAACUUAUGGUACUGUCCUGUGGUGUACUUUUUAAAAUCAUGGCUUUUCUUUGUUAUUUUUAUCCUUUUAAUAGUAGUGGGUUUCAAGUUUUGUAUAUUUACAGAUCCACUGUUUAACUGUAAUUAACAAGCAUGCAUACGUUUGUUAUAGGAAAUUCUUUGGUGUAAAAGGCAGCUAUAUUUAAAGAGUGGCUAUGUUAUUUCUUGAUCUUUGUACAAAAACAACAUACUGAUCAGUUAAUUGGAAAGUACUUAAAAUUAACUUUGUUUUAAAAUGCCUUUAUUUAAACUCUGUAAUGCCUUCCUUUCAGAACAGCACAGUAUUGCCAACUUCUGCAAAUCUGAGUAUCCUGAAAUCUUAAAGCACUUAGAUUAUUUUUUAAUAAAAAAUUGUAACAUUCAAAAUAUCUUGAAAGGUGACUGAAGUAUAGCCUGAAGGCUUGAGAACCCAGGAGGCCAAUAAAAAGCACUCAAAUUUUAUAAUUGUUUUUCUAAAUUACAUAAUUUUAACAGUAGGAGUUGACAGUGCUGAUGUUUUCACUCCCUAAUGCCCAUAAAGAGACCAUCACAUAUCAUUUCAGACUGUCUAUAAGAGGCUCAAGUUGUAACAUCAGGGUUGUGACAUAGCUGUGGGGUUUUUUGCAGCAUUUUUUAUAUAUUUACAGCAAUCAGCAGUUUAAUUACAUGUUGCAGAGGGAGUAAAUGCGUCAGGGGAAGAACUUAAUCUGGGAUUUCUCAGAAGCACCUCAAAGAUUUACAAGUAUGGGACUUUGGCUCUAAGUUAGCUACUUUGAAGACCACACCCUUGCAGACCAUAUUCUGUAAAUUUUACUCAGGCAAGGUGCUCUGUUGCCUCAAAAGUACUCUGCUAACAAGGAUUCAUAUGUUUAAAGUGAGCGACAGACCAGACUAAAAAUGCCUAAAAGCAUAAGCACAAGAACUUUGCAGUCUCUCAAAAGCCUGAGGACAUGAGAAUUUACCUGAUCCUUGGGGCUAUAACAGCAGAGUCUUUGCUCAGCCUGCCUAUCUAGAAUGUCCUUACAAGCAGACUCUCUAGUCUACUGCUAUGGCCAAUUAAAAAAUAGGCAAGUGGACUUUCCUAGCAAUUACUGAUUUUCCACCUGUGCCUCACUUAAAUAUUUCUACCUGGGCCUGUUUUGCCUUCAUAGCAAUGAUUUUCUAGAAGGGACUGUAGCACAAUCCCAGGCUCCUCUUAAUCCAUAAUGUGAAAAUGAGCUGCUUUUCCUCAGAAGGCUAACUCUCCGGAUUAAAGAAAAGCUGUAAAAAGCCACAUGGCUGAAUCAUGAAGGGUCAUUUCCUUUCCAGCAGAGACAAUGUUGAAUACUGCCUCUACUGAGAGGACAGAAAGAAAAGUAACAGGUAUGUUUAAUCUAUGCUCCUCCCAUACCACAGACACACACGUGCACCAGUGGAGUGUCACACAGCAGACAAGGCCACAAUUGAGAGCAUUCCCAAGAGCUGUUAUCAGUAUUUCCUUAGCAAAACAGGGGGACAUAUGAGAAUCCCCUGCCCCAUCUUACCAUAUGGUGCUCGUCUUUUGUCAAGGUGUAAUGUAAGCAGAAAUUAAAUCUAUAGGUAGCUUCUAAAUAGACAUACUGCAGCAUGAGAAAUCCCAGUGGCCAAGUGUUAUGUUAAAGUAAAUUUGUCAUUAUCGCUGAUUUCAAGGGACUUGCCUACAUUUAUGCUAUUAGACGUCAAAAUUGGACUCUUAACAGGAUAACUUGCGCAAGUUAAAAGAUACAGAUUCAGACCCCAAGGUACUGUUGAGGCAACGUGUACUUUUGUAUUGGAUAUCUGUGCAUAUUUUAGUUGAAGUAAUUUUUAUUUCUUCUGUCCUGAUCAACACACAUGACUCCCAUUGGAACAGCUAGAAAUGCAGAGCUUUGUUGUGUUCUUAAUAAUAACUAUCACCAGGAGCAUGCCUCAGUAGUAAUACUCCAAGGAUUUACUUUAAAUCAGGUGCUACAGAGAAUAGCUAUACUUCAGCACAAAAUUACUUUAUAUAGAUUAUACAGUGUAUACUUAAGACAUAUGGGGUAUAUAUUUGUAAUUAUAGGCAUCUCUUUUUAUUUUGCUGUUGUUUUAUAAUGGAAAAAUAUUUAUUAGAAUAAUUUCCUAGCAAUAUUCUAUUAAGCAACAAACUUUUUUCCACCCUAUAUUUGGUUCUCUUGUCACCAAGGCAGAACUGCAAAAUAUUUUCUAACCAUUAUAAUUUUCAAGAGAGGUCAUUACAACUGUAUCAGACUCAAAUCCUGGCCUGGAUACAGAGCCUGUGUUAAAUAUACUGUGUGUAAUUCAGAUGCAUGGAUAAUCCAAGCAGUUCAAAUAAGUGAUUGUAAUAUAUGAAAUUGGAGUCAGUGCAUGCAGACUUCCAAGAUGGCACUAGCAGAGAGGCUUGUUUGCAACCUGGUUGGUUAUUUAGCUUGCUACCUUUUCAAAUCAGUAUAGUUUUAUUAACAGAACAGCAGGCAGUGUAGUAUAGUUUUCCAAAAUUAUGGUCCUUAAAUUGUAGCUUGGCUGUAAUUGCAGGGCCGUAUUACUGUGGGAGUAAUUCGGAGUCAACACUAAGUUACAGUUUGCAAAUUGAUAAAUACCAUGAAAUUCCUUUCAAUAUUUUUUGUAAUAGUAUGUAUGAUCUGGUGUAAUUUAGCGAUACCAUUAUUCUAAGAAUGUUCAUUUGAUGUUCCUAGCCAAUUUAGCUUUUUGGCUGCUGAAAGCACAGUAGGUAAUUAUGGUUAUUUACUAUACGUGUAGACAAGUUUUGUGUAAAUACAUCAGGGCAAAAAAAUGUAACAAAGUAUGAGGUAAGUUGUGAGUUAUAUAAAAGUAAGAACACAGGUCAGUAAUAUAUUAUAUAGGGUUUAUUUAUGUACAGUAGUAUCAUAAUCUCUACUUGUUUAUAUGCUGAUGAAACCUUCAUAUUCUGUCCUAUAUUCUAUGGAAGUUUUUAGAAUAGGCUCCGCCAUUUUUUUCUGUUUCAUAUAUUUGCAUAUAACUUUUAAAUUUAUUGGUAAUCCUUGUAAACAAUGUCAAAAUGAGAAAUGUUUUAUGUUGAGAUGAAAUGAAACAAGCCUAAUUUAAAAAUACUGGGAUAAUUCAAUAAAUUGCAAUCUAUAUAAAACCUCAAUAGCCAAAUACAAGAAACUAUCAUUAAAAAGUUUGGUCAUUUUUUUGGAAAGCGUCUUAAAAAAAAAGCACCCAAAAUCCUUCUUGUUGCUUGAUGAGGGAGGUGUGUGUUUUUUGUAGGGGAGGAUUUCUGUUGCUUUCAGUAAUGUAUAAUAUUUUGGAUUAACCAUUAAAUCUACUUAUUUCAA